Molecule: messenger RNA, 1296 nt
Organism: Penicillium lagena
Lineage: Eukaryota; Fungi; Ascomycota; Eurotiomycetes; Eurotiales; Aspergillaceae
Product: FAD-dependent oxidoreductase
Exons: 2
Coding region: 1-1296 (431 amino acids)
Molecular function (GO): FAD binding
Source: RefSeq, a predicted model, not a curated record
AUGCCGCAACCACCCAUUAUCAUUGUGGGUGCAGGUAUCACGGGCCUAGUGCUGGCGCAAACCCUUAAGAAGCACUCCAUCCCUUUUAUUGUCUACGAGCGGGACCCCAAUCCGCUGUACCGGGGCAAGGGCUGGGGUAUUACCAUCCAUUGGGCUCUUAAAUCGCUAAUGGAAUGUCUGCCCCGUCACAUCUCCGAUCGCUUGCCGGAGGCAUACGUCGAUCCCGAAGCGACUCGCAAUGGCGAAAAUGGACACUUCUUGUUCUUCAACUUGCGCACCGGCGAGGCGCUCUGGCAAGUACCACCCAGUUGCAGAAUUCGCAUGGCUCGUGAGAAGUUUCGAAGACUCCUGAUGGACGGGAUUGAGAUCCAGUGGGACCACACCUUCCACUCUUUUGAGGCCUCAGACGAUGGUGCAGUGAGAGCAACUUUCAACACUCCCAACGGGGCGCACACGAUAGAAGGCUCCAUCAUUGUCGGAUGCGACGGCUCUCAUUCACGCGUUCGUGCGUCUCUCUUUCCUGCCCCGUCCAUGCAUGAAAAUUACCGUUUGCCGGUCCGACUCCUUGGCGUGAGUACCAUCUAUCCCGGCAAGCUUGCCACCAAAAUGCGUGCCCUGGAUCCCUUUUUCUUCCAAGGAGGUGACCCGCUCACAAACGCGUCCCACUGGUUUUCAUUCCUGGACAGCCCAGAGACAAGCGGCCGCGGCGAUGAUACCCGAGACUGCCAGAUCCUCGUCUCCUGGCCGCACCGCCGGGGGUUCUUAGGCAAGGAUGCACCGUUGGACGUUCCCACGAAGAGUCGUGAGCGUGUAGCGUUCAUGAAAAUGGUGGCCAGCAGCUGGGCAGAGCCGUUUCAUGAGAUUGUCCAGUCCAUCCCAGAAGAGGCGGAACCGAAGACAAUAUCUCUAGAGGACUGGGUACCCCCACACGACCAGUGGACCAAUGUUCCUGGAUCGGAUCACGUCGUAUUGGUAGGUGAUGCUGCGCACGCCAUGACAAUGUACAGAGGCGAGGCGGCCAACCACGGCAUUUUGGACGUGGAGUCGCUCUUGUCCGCGGUACUGCCAGCACUUAGGGCAAGCGAAGACGCUCUUGGGGAGCACUUGAAGGAGGCGUGUAAGAUCUACACCCAGGGAAUGGUGGAGAGAACAGCGCCAGCGGUCCUGAACAGUCGGCAGGCAUGCUUAGACGCUCAUGUCUAUGAAAGGAUAAAUGAUGACAGUCCUUUGAUACAGAUGAGGGCUGCAAAUGUACAGGAGCCGGCCUUUGCUAGAGAACCUGUUUUGGCUGCAUGA